AUGGCGACCAAGUCUUUUAAGAUUAUGUUCUUGGGAGCCCCCGGCGCCGGCAAAGGCACAUAUGCGUCCCGUAUUGCGCCCAUGAUGCAUAUUCCAACCAUCUCGACGGGGGAUUUGGUGCGCCACGAGAUUAAGACUGGAACUGCGCUUGGCGCCAAGAUCGAGGCAUACAAUAACAGCGGUGCCCUUGUGCCCGACAAGAUUAUCCUGGAUAUGAUGGAGACUCGCCUGGCACAGGACGACGCAAAACGUGGCUUUAUUUUAGACGGUUUCCCGCGGAAUGUGCCACAAGCUCAAGCAUUUCAGCAUGUGACCGAGUUGGACCUGGUGGUGAACAUUCAUUUGCCUCAGUGGAUCCUUUUAGACAAGAUAAGUGGCAGAAGGGUGUGCACGAAAUGUGGCUCCGGUUAUAAUGUGGCCUUUAUCAAACAUGGCAAAUAUCACAUGCCCCCGCUACUGCCCAAAGUUGAUGGAAUUUGUGAUUUUUGCGGUGCGGCAUCACUAGUGCAGCGUCCAGACGAUACACCCGAGACGGUAAAGCAGCGAUUGAAGGUGUACAACCAGGAGACGGCACCGCUGAUUGAUUUUUACACCCAGUUAGGCAAUCUUAGGACGUUUGAGGUGAAGAAAGGACUAGCGGAUCUUAGUAAGCUGGUAGAUCUUAUAAACAAGAAGCUUUAUGCAUAA
Plasmopara halstedii is the source of this 687-nucleotide messenger RNA. Its product is annotated as adenylate kinase. Gene Ontology annotation, biological process: nucleobase-containing compound metabolic process. The record is from RefSeq and is a predicted model, not a curated record. Gene Ontology annotation, molecular function: ATP binding; AMP kinase activity. NCBI's taxonomy places the organism in Eukaryota, Oomycota, Peronosporomycetes, Peronosporales, Peronosporaceae. The coding region runs from base 1 to 687 and encodes 228 amino acids. The transcript is spliced from 2 exons. Gene Ontology annotation, cellular component: mitochondrion; cytoplasm.